AUGAAGAAUGAAGAUCAAAGAUUUGGUCAUUGCAACAAAGAAAAGGUAGGAAACCUAACUUUUCCAACAACUGCUAUUACACAUGUUGCCCUCUCGGAAGAAAAAUGCAACACAACUGGCUUAUCCCGCGGUUCAGCCAUUUGCAAGCAUAAUGAACAGGUCGAGGCUUACUUUGAUAAAUCAUCAAUUUUCUAUGUACCAUGUCAAUUUUCUAUCAAUUCUUUGGUUGAACAGGUUAUAUCUUUGGGUGAAAACAUUACUGAUGAAAGUAUUGUCAAUGGGGUAAACCAACUGGAAGUUAUUGCAUCAGGACCUGACCUGAUUUCUGGUGAUACUAAAGAAAAGUUUGUGGAGUUUUUUAAAACUAUCAGUGACCUUGCUGCUGAAGGGAAAGCUAAGAUAACUUCAAACACGCUUAUCACUGUACUCUCAAUUUCUGCAAAAAUCUCAAAACCUCAUGCCAGUGGCCACUUAUCUACACCUGAGGAGAAUAAAGAAAAACAAGAUAUAGUCAAAUCCAUUUCCACACUUGCAGAAAAUGUUAUUUUGUCCAAGAAUGAAGUAUUGGAAGUAGAAAAUGACCUCUUUACAGUAAAAAUUUUCGACCAUGAAGGCAGUAGCUCAGUCAGCUACUCACCAGUAGUUAAGGGUGUGAAUGGAAACAACAGUCAACCUGCUAAAAUAUCAAUCCCAAACGAGGCGCUGGUCCAGACCUUAUCAAAAGGACUGGCAAGGAAAAAACGUAGCACCGAAAAUGCUACGUUUCGUUUAUCCCUUGCGAUGUACAAUGAUGCAUCGCUCUUUCCUACAAAUGACAAUGUAUCAAAUGUAAUUUCUGCUGGUGUUGGGGUAAAUGCAAGAAUAAAGGAUUUGGCCGAACCAGUUGAAGUUCUGUAUCUAAACAUUGGUGCAAAACAUGGAGAAUCCAUCACUGCUACUAUAAAAACGAAAACGUCUGUGGUUUGUAAGUACUGGGAUUUCACUACUUCGAAAUGGGCAGACGAUGGAUGCUGUUUGAAUGAGACGGCUAAUCCAACCCAGUGUCUAUGCAACCAUCUCACCAACUUUGCACUGCUUGUGACAAGUGUACAAGGACCAACCGACGUAGUUCUGAGCGUCAUCAGUGAUGUAGGAUGCAUUCUAUCCAUCAUUGGUCUUUUUGUUACAAUCCUAGUCCAUGCACUUCACAGGGAAUCAAUGAAAAAACGUCCAGCCAAGAUUCUACUGAACAUCUGCAGUAACUUGCUUAUUGCUUACUUCAUAUUUGUGGUGGGCGUGUCGCAAACAUCAAAUCGAACCGGGUGCAAAGUAGUUGCUGUGUUGCUGCAUUACUUCUUUCUAACCACGUGGUGCUGGAUGUCUGUAUACAGCUAUGACAUGUACAUGUCACUUGUUAAGGUGUUUCGAGGAAGUGAGAGUAAAUUGCUUCAGAGAAUGGCAGCCUUUGCUUACAUUACACCUGCAGCCAUUGUUAUUAUUACUGCAGGGGUUGCCAUGGGUUACGUGGAUCAAAAACAAAAAAGUACAUUAUGUGGAAAAGUGAUAGACCCGACAUUAUCAUCCUCCUACAUAGCUGACCAUAUGUGUUGGUUGACUGGUGGAUCUUUGUACUUUGGAUUCCUUCUACCAGUUGCUGCAAUGCUUAUGUACAACUUCUUUGUCUUUAUUUCAAUUUUCCGUGAGCUGAACAAGAAUAGCUCAAAGGUUACCACCGAGCACAUGAGAAGGACCACCAAACAAACAAUGACAAUAGCAGUUACUAUGACAUCACUAAUGGGUGUGACAUGGGUGUUCGGAUAUUUACUUGUGAUUUCUACUGAUGUUAUUUACGUCACUGUAUUUAGUUGGCUGUUUGCACUGAGCAAUACACUCCAGGGAUUUCUCAUUUUUCUUUUGACAGCUGUGCGCCGCAAAAAUUUGAGAAACGUAUGGACCGCACCCUUUAAACGCUUGUAUUCUAGCACUUCUUCUGCAGCAGUCUCCAGUAUGAGGAAAGUGUCCGGCAGGACAGCUUCAUAUUCAGUCUCGGAACUCACUAAGUAUCCUAACGGUGAAGGUGAUACAGCGCAAACUACAACUAAUGUAUAAUUUUUCAAUCAAACCUACACAGCCAGUGGCCAAAGUGGACUGUGAAGAAGUAAAAACAGUCACACAAAAAACUGUUCAAAACUGUGUUAUAUGUCUUACUAUAGCCCUUGUAGCUAUUUAUCAAGGACUGCUGCCCACAAUAAUACAGGAUUAUUAGGCAGAUUCCAAUAGAUGUACAUGUUUUGUAUGUUUCUAAAUAUUUACACUGUAUGACAUUUUCAGUAUGAAAAUUUAAGAUGUGCAAAUUUUUUAUUGGGUAUUUUUUGAUCAUCAUCUAUUAUCACUGUUAAGUGCUGUAAAUCUGAACUGCAAUAUUACACAAAUAUGUAUUUUUUGUGUCUAAAAAUGAGUUGAACAGCAUUUACUAGCUUUUUGAUUUGUACUUUUAUGAAUUAAGAUUUAUUUUUUGCAGCAUAGAUAUUAAAAAAGAUUUUUCAAUUAUUGUUUUUAUUCUUAUGUAUGAUUGCACUGUAUAACAACAUAUCUAAAAAAAUUGUUCAUUUUUUUGUAUGUUUAAAUCAUGGUAUCUGCCAGUGUUAUACUUAAAACAUAUGUACCAAC
Molecule: messenger RNA, 2649 nt
Organism: Ciona intestinalis (vase tunicate)
Lineage: Eukaryota; Metazoa; Chordata; Ascidiacea; Phlebobranchia; Cionidae
Source: RefSeq, a predicted model, not a curated record